GCGGAAGUGACGCAAGGACGCCGAAGGGCGGGGGAAGGAGGAGGAGGAAGAAGAAGAAGAAGGAGAAACAAGCUGGUGAGGAUACGCAGGAGGCGGCGAAGGGCCCCCCAGCAGGAGCAAGAUGAGCCUGAAGUCGGAACGCCGAGGCAUCCACGUGGACCAGUCCGAACUGCUCUGCAAGAAAGGAUGCGGUUACUAUGGCAACCCGGCUUGGCAGGGCUUCUGCUCCAAGUGCUGGAGGGAGGAGUACCAAAAGGCCAGGCAGAAGCAAAUCCAGGAGGACUGGGAGCUGGCUGAGAGGCUUCAGCGUGAGGAGGAGGAGGCCUACGCAAGCACUCAGCACCCUCAAGGGGCUCAGUCGCUCACGUUCACCAAGUUUGAGGAGAAGAAAACCAACGAGAAAUCACGGAAGGUGACGACGGUGAAGAAAUUCUUUGGGGCAUCAUCUCGACCGGGAGCUAAGAAGGUCCUGGUUGGCAAACGGAGAGAUGUCCCAGACACUAAGGCACCCAGCCCUUCGAUCAGCCGGCAAGUCAGCAUCGAAACGGACCGAGUGUCCAAGGAGUUCAUUGAGUUUCUCAAGACGUACCAUAAAUCCGGCCAGGAGAUCUACAAGCAGUGCAAACACUUUUUGGAAAACAUGCAUCACAAGCGGGACCUGAGUAUUGAGGAACAGUCCGAAUACGCCCAGGACUUCUACCAGAACUUGGCAGAUAAGUUGCAGAGCCGCUGGAAAGUGUCCCCGGAAAAAGCGGAGAAGGCGAUGGACCAGAUCGAGAAGUACGUCAUGACUCGGCUUUACAAAUACGUUUUUUGCCCGGAAACCACGGAGGAUGAGAAGAAGGACCUUGCUGUCCAAAGGAGGAUCAGAGCUUUGCACUGGGUCACUCCUCAGAUGCUCUGUGUUCCUGUCAAUGAAGAAAUCCCUGAAGUCUCCGACGUGGUCGUAAAGGCCAUCACAGACAUCAUCGAGAUGGAUUCCAAGCGUGUCCCCCGGGACAAGCUGGCCUGCAUCACCAGCUGCAGCAAACACAUCUUCACUGCCAUCCGGACCACGAAGGACGAGCCGGCUUCGGCCGAUGACUUCCUGCCCACCCUCAUCUACAUUGUCCUGAAGGGGAACCCUCCUCGCCUCCAGUCCAACAUCCAGUAUAUCACCCGGUUCUGCAACCCCAGCCGGCUGAUGUCUGGUGAAGAUGGUUACUACUUUACGAACCUGUGCUGUGCCGUCGCCUUCAUAGAGAAGCUGGAUGCCCAGUCCCUCAACCUGAGUGAGGAAGACUUCAACCGCUACAUGUCCGGCCAAGCGUCCCCGAAAAAGCAGGAGCCGGAGAGCUGGCCGGCCGACGUCUGCGUAGGAGUCCGGCAGAUGUACAGGAACCUUGACCUCCUCUCCCAGCUUAACGAGCGGCAGGAGAGGAUUGUGAGCGAAGCCAAAAAACUUGAGCGGGACCUCAUUGACUGGACUGACGGGAUCACCAAGGAGGUCCAGGAGAUCGUGGAGAAGUAUCCCUUGGAAAUCAAGCCCCCCAAUCCGGCCUUGGCUGCCAUUGACUCUGAAAACGUGGAGAAUGACAAGCUGCCACCUCCAUUGCAGCCCCAGGUUUACGCUGGGUGAUGAGAACCUUCUGGGGCUCAGAGACAUCCCUCCCUCUCUGUCCCCCACCCCGCUUCCUUCUGCUUGGGGAGUGGGCUAAAGAGGGGCAGGAAAAUCAGAGGAAUUUAAAACCGGCACAUUUUAAAGGUACUGUUUGCUGGCAAGGGUGUCACAUGAUACUUAUUUUAGCCAGAGUUAGCCAGCUACUAUGAGGGCUGUGGGUUUUGUGUGUUCCUCGAACCCAAUUUAACUUCUUCCUUUUUACACAAAUCCGGUAUAAUUUUUAAGAAACACAGGUGGUUUUUUCUCUGCUCCCCCUGUUCUCCCUUCAAGGUAUGCAUGUGUGUGUGUGUGAUAUUUGGUUUGUUUCUCUUUUUUUAAGUGAAGUUUUUGCUGGUAUUUUUUUCCUGCUUCAAAAAUAAAAAAUAAGGUGGUUAUCAGCACUUUGCAAGGGAUGCCGUUGUAGGUAAAAAAAAACCUAGAAUGGUACUCUUUUAUUCCUUCUUGGGGGCGGGGAGAAGGAAAUAUGUUGUAAAGUAAAUAUUUAACAAUUGUAAAUAGGUCUGCAAUAUUGGGCUUGUGCUUUCACCUGCAUGGCAUCUGGUAAGGAAUGCUAAAUGUUGGUUUUUGUUUCUUUACCGUCAAUGAGUUAAAUUUACUGCUUACAGGUUUUCCCCCCCCUCCCCAGGAAUUGUGGGGAGGUGGAAUGGUAGGAAGUUAGCACCUUGUAGUGGGAAACAAUUUGCUUUAUCUUAACUGUAUACCUUGACCAAGGCCAUCUCCUCAAUAUUCACAAUUCCUCAUCCAGUUACUCUGGUCUCCCCUAAUCUGGUGCCCUCCUGAUGUUUUGAACUUUGACUCCCAUCAGGUGUCCUAUGCUGGCUGGGGCUGAUGGGAGCUGUAUUUCAAAACAUCUGGAGAGGGCACGUGGGUGGGUGCAAGCUGAAUUUAUACAGAGAGAGAGAGAUGAAAAUAACCCUUUCUUCCUGUGUUGUCCUUCAGCACAACUGGGUCUCUUCGAAGUCAGAGCAAAAUCGGACGGGACCCACAUGUUUAUGAGCCAGUUUUCACUGCUCUAAAGCAAGCAGGAUUUGGCCCAUCAUCAGUGUGGGAUUAAACGUGCUCGGAAAAUGUGGCCAUUCUCCCUUUAAAAAAAAUUAAAACCUUGAAAUGUUUUGUCAUUGCAAAGCAUUGUUUGUAAUUGUGGCAAAAUGACAUCCUGCGCUAGAGAAAACUGGGCAGCGUGUAUAUACGUAGCCCUGUAAUGUUCACUUCUAGCUGGAAUUUCAGCCUGGCUUUAGUGCAAUGUGAAGACCAGAUAUGUACCUGCAGGGUAAAAGAAGGCCAGCCCAGGGUACAGACAUGGAAUGUGUAAUGGGUGCAGAAGACCACACCAGCCCUCUUCCCCUUUCCCUGCCUUUCCUCGUAUUAUUUGACACAAUAGCGUGACGAGAUUCUGUGGAAUCCUCAACCUCCCGAAGUUGCAGGUGUCACUUCUAUGGAUAUACAGUACGAGUGCGUCUUACACGCAUUUAACCCACGCAGUUCCAAUCACGUGCAGUUGAAGGCCGGCUGGUUGAAAUCCUGCACGUUCAACGCAAGCAAGGUGGAGAGCUUAAAACCUCUCUUUGCACCAGCUUUUCAGCUCUCUUCCUGGGGUGUGUUUGUAUGCUCAGCAAUGUGGACUCUGGAAGGCUAGGGAUGCUCAUGAAGGGGUGGUUUGAGCAUACGUGUUUUGGGGUAUAUUCAGAACCCUUGGAACCAACCCCCCCAUGUAAGAUGUGACCGUAUUGUGUAUAUAUAUCUGUUUUGGGAUUUAUAUCUGUAACGUUCUGUAGCCUUUCCUCAGCGCUGGGUUUAAGUGAAGUCUCUGAUCACUCCUUCCUUACCAGUAGCUCACUGGAAGGGUCCAUAUUCCACUGAAUUGGGUCUCUUUCCUUCCUGCCCCUCUUUCCCAGUCUUUCAGUAGCCUGGGUCCACCCACCCUGUCAAAUCCUCUUCCCUUUGGCCAGAGAACUGAUGACGCUGUUCAGACACAGUGACUUGCCAGCCUGAAUUGAUGAACUGGCCCAUAACUGAUGCUUUUUCUACACCUGUAUGGGAUUGGCGAAGGGCUGGGAGGUUUGGGUGGCGCACGACCCUAUCUUAGAAGCUCUUGCCUGCAAAGAGCAAAGCUGUUUCCCCUGCUAUUAAAUUCAUCCUAAGUAUCAGUGACUUCUGGUUCUGUUUUGUUUUUUUAAUCCCAAACCUGCAAAUAUAGGAGCAUAGGAAGCUGCCUUAUAUGCUGAGCCAGUCCAUCAAGCUCAGUAUUGUCCACACUGACUGGCAGCAAUUCUCCAGGGUUUCAGACGGGUCUUUCCUUAUCCCUUUAACCUCAAGGUGCCAGGAUUUGAGCCUGGGACCUUCUGCAGGGAAAGCAGACACAAGACUUUCAAUUUCCCAGCCCCUUCAAAUGACACAAGGAGAGAAGCUGAGCUUUAUAGUGUCAACGGCUUGAUGCCGCAGUACAACACGUUUUGGAAUCGCCACUUUUUUGCAUGUCUUCCCCCAGCCCCCGGGUCUUCCAGUCUUAACCAUCAUACUUGUAGAUGUGCAGAUCAUUGAUGAACUGUGGAGUAGAUUUCCAAGUAUCUUGCUUUUCGAGCAGCUUCUGGAACCAAGGCCAGACAGGAAGUUGAGAGGAAUCUGCAGGGAGGGAUCAGGAAGAACGUGUGGCUUCUGAUGGUUAAAUGCCUUGGCUUGCAAGGCAGAACGAUAUUGAUGAAAUGAAGAGGAGGCAGGUGGGAAAGAGUCUCCAGAAGUGGGGUUUUAUGUAGGAAAGACAAUGAGCUCAGUUAACCCCAAGACAGGAUUCUUGGGGUCAGAAUUCCUUUAAAAGAAAAAAAUUAAUCAUGGGGUUGGAAGGAAACCCAAGGGUCAUCUCGUCCAGGGUGAAAAAUGAGGUGAUAAGGCUUUCAAAGUUUACUAUUGCUUACAACUGAUUAGCACAGAGGAAGUCAGAGAAGAAGGAAAAGUAUCAUAGGAUGAUAAAAUUGUAGAGUUGGAAGGAACCCUGAGGGUCAUCUAGUCCAACCCCCUGCAGUGCAGGAAUCACAGCUAAAGAAUCCCUGACAACCUCUUGUUUUAAAACCCCAAAUGAAGGAGAGUCCACUUUCCACCCAUGUUGCAGCCCCUCAGAUACCCAGGACUAUGAGCUCAGUUGAGUUGCAGUACUCAGAAUUCAUUCCAGGGCUCAGGACUCAUUCUUUCUCAGCCUAUGUCUUUUGCACCAGCUGGUGGAUAUUGGGGUUCUCGUAAAAUAACAAAGUAGAUUCCCACAAGUCUGCCAAAAGAGCGUGAGUACAGCUGUUUUGCUGUUCAGGGCUCUUCUCCAUUUUUUUGCAAUAAGUUCAGACCGAGACUGUGAUCCAUUUGUGUCCUCGCUUCCUUUGUGUUCCUUUAUUCUGUGAGCUCUUUGGAGUUUCUCGAAAGGUAAAUAUUUUUAUGGCGUUCGCUCCUUAACCCCAGGUACAUGGGUGGAACAGACAAAGCUGACCGCAGAGAACUUGUAUUUUACCACUUCCGUUCUGAGAGCAGGGUGCAUGCAUCUGUGAGUCCCUCCAGCUGUCACUGAGGAUAUCCCAACUCCUGGCGGCCAGCAGGACUAGUGGUCAGAGGUGCUGAGAGUUGAAGUCCUGCAACAUCUGGAGGGCUACAGAUAAUAUCCACCUCUGCCUUAAGAAGGGGGCUCCUUUCCCUGCCGUUGUUCCUCUCUUUGUGACGCCCUUAGGUGCUAAUUCUGGUUUCCAGGUCCGUACAUUCUCUCCUAAACUCUGUAUCAUAGCUGCUGUUACUGAAUUGCUGUUGAAUGAAAUUAAACCUCUUCCACAACAAGGUU
Molecule: messenger RNA, 5474 nt
Organism: Podarcis raffonei (Aeolian wall lizard)
Lineage: Eukaryota; Metazoa; Chordata; Lepidosauria; Squamata; Lacertidae
Gene: RABGEF1
Product: RAB guanine nucleotide exchange factor 1
Exons: 10
Coding region: 122-1618 (498 amino acids)
Biological process (GO): vesicle-mediated transport
Cellular component (GO): cytosol; endocytic vesicle
Molecular function (GO): zinc ion binding; small GTPase binding; guanyl-nucleotide exchange factor activity
Source: RefSeq, a predicted model, not a curated record